GCAGACACGAGGAGGAGGAGAGGAAGAAGGAGGGAGUGUGGAAGGGAGGACAAGAAGGCAACUUUCCCCAGAGCAUCCCUUCCUUUGCAAAGCAGGAGCCCAUGAACUGCAGUGAGAGCAGGCGCCUCCAUCGCCUCCUGAUCCGCCUCUGGAAGGAGCUGCGCCCUGGAGAUGCCAACAGCAGCAGCACCAGCCCCAUGCUGCCCACCCCUCCCCUGGGGACGCCUGAGGCCCAGGGAAAGGCAGCAGCAGGAGGAGGAGGAGCAGGCGAGGACGAUGCUUACCUCUACAUCCUCCUGAUCAUGAUCUUCUAUGGCUGCCUGGCUGGGGGUCUGAUCCUGGCUUACACCAGGUCGAGGAAGCUGGAGUCCAAGCACGACCCUUACCAUCUCUACAUUGAGAGGGACUGGAGAGGAGGAUCAGGAGCAGCAGGAGAAGAAGGAGGAGGAAGAAGAGAAAGAAGGGGAGAGGAAGAAGGAGGAAGGAGAGAAGGAGAAAGAGGAGGAGGAGGAGAGGAAGGAAGAAGAGAAGGAGGAGAAAGAAGAGGAGGAGAAGUGGGAGAGAGAAGAGAACCCUGCUAUUGACUCCAUCUACAGUCAAUGUGUUGAAUCAAUGGGAUUGAACUACAUUUUCUUAUUUCUGCUACAAGAGCCUUGGAUGUAAACCUUGCUGUUGACUCCCAACUACAGUCAAUGCAUUGAAUCAAUGGGAUUCAACUAAUUUUUGCUGCAAGAAACAUGGCUGUAAACUUCAUGGUUUCUACAAUGUCGAUUCACCCUGGGCCAUGCUUUUCCUCCUUUCCAGACCUCUUCUCUCUCUCUCCUUCUCACCCCUUCUUUUUCCCCUUCUCUCUUUCUGCCUUUGGAUUUGGGGAUUUUGUUUGGCCCUUGUGAAGAGAUACCUAAACCCAGCAUUUGCCAUGGGCAAUUUUUUGGGGCAAAUACAGUAAUAUUGUGGGCUGCAGAGGGAUCAAAACUUCGGUCCCUUCACCCAGGUUCCUCCUUUAGCUGUUGUUUUGAAUCCACAGGCUGAAAAAGCUGGGAACUAGGCAUCCCUUUCAGCCUCAUAUGGUCAAAGCAGGAGGAACACCAGCCCUGGGCAAAGUCAACUUGACAGCAAGAGGAGGGUCAAGGGAGAAGACAAACAAAACUCAAGCCCAGCCUAGUUUUCCAAUUCUGUUUUUCCUAUUUCCAAGCCAGCUGCAGGUUAGGAGGGACUUCGGGAUGAAAAACUUCAAGAAGGGGGUGCAAAAGAACUUGGAAACGCUAUUUUGGGAUCACAAAAGAAUCCUGAAACAAGCAAGGCACAAAAGAACUUAGAAAGCGAUGCCCAAAGCCCUCAGACCCCAAUUUUUUAGAAAAAUCAAGUGAUUUUUCAUUCCCUUGUGGCUCAAAACUGCAGCAGUUUUACCCCAAAGUCCCCCAUAUAGUUUUUUUAAAGGCCAUAUAUUAUCUGGAUUUGAAACUAGAAGUGCUGCGAUGUCCUUUUUGGGUAUACUGGUGUGUCCUGUUUUUGGGGGUAUUGAAAACUGGCACUUGUCCUUUAUUCUGAUCUCCAGUCACUGAUAGGAAGGAGGUAAGAGCUGGACAGGGAAAUGUCAAAGCUGCAUUAGGCCUAAAGUGGCUUUCCCUUGCGUUUGUUGGAGAUUUGAAGGGUAUACUUUCAGUGCAUUCCCCAAAUUACUGUUUUUGUGGUUCAGGGGGACAGAAAUUGUCUGUCCUGCUGGCCACAUAUUUCAAAAUUUCAAAAUGGGAAUGCAAAGGAAAAUAUCACUUCUGGGUUGCACCAAGGUGGCUUGCCAAGGGCCAGGAGGAAAUAGGUGCACAUGGCCCUCCAACCCUUGAGCCAGCUGUAGUUACUCCGCAUUACGUUGAGAUCCUAGGUGUAUGUAUGGGAAUAGAUAUAUCAACAGGUAAAAAUAAAAUACUGAAGUGGCUAUCUUGUA
Messenger RNA from Sceloporus undulatus (fence lizard), 1945 nucleotides. RefSeq names its product potassium voltage-gated channel subfamily E regulatory subunit 5 (gene KCNE5). Gene Ontology annotation, biological process: ventricular cardiac muscle cell action potential; negative regulation of delayed rectifier potassium channel activity; regulation of heart rate by cardiac conduction. Gene Ontology annotation, molecular function: potassium channel regulator activity; delayed rectifier potassium channel activity; voltage-gated potassium channel activity involved in ventricular cardiac muscle cell action potential repolarization. Gene Ontology annotation, cellular component: membrane. The transcript has a single exon. The coding region runs from base 102 to 584 and encodes 160 amino acids. The record is from RefSeq and is a predicted model, not a curated record. Lineage: Eukaryota; Metazoa; Chordata; Lepidosauria; Squamata; Phrynosomatidae.